This is a messenger RNA of Prunus avium (sweet cherry), 471 nucleotides long. NCBI's taxonomy places the organism in Eukaryota, Viridiplantae, Streptophyta, Magnoliopsida, Rosales, Rosaceae. The record is from RefSeq and is a predicted model, not a curated record.
GAUGGAAAGGUCGCAGAUUCAUCUAGUUUGGCCAAUGAAGUUGCUGGGUCAGUUAAGGCUGGAGAACCUACUGCUCCUGCACCUACCAACCUUGAGAUAGUCCAAGAGUUAGCAAAAGUAAGUGGAUCUUCCGAGGAGCAAAUUCAAGCUCAAACUGGCCUUGAUGAUGCCAUGAAAAGGCGACUGCAGAAGUUGAUUGACUCUAAUCGAGUGAUGCUUUUCAUGAAAGGAACCCCUGAGGAGCCCAAAUGUAAAUUUAGUAGAAUGGCUGUUAAACUUUUGAAGAAGUAUGAGGUUGAAUUUGGAAGUUUUGAUGUUCUUUCAGACAAUGAAGUCAUGGUGGGGAUACAAAAGUAUUCUAACUGGCCAUAUUUACCACAUAUCUACUUCGAUGGGAGGGCUCGUGGUUUCUAUCACAUAACAACCUUCAUGAAAGGUUUCGCAAGUGAUAGCGAUGAUGAAUUUGCAUAG